GACUGCGUUUAUCUGGACAGGCAUUCACGCAAUCGUCCUUUCCGCUUCGAGAAGAUUGGCUGCUUCCACUAACUCAACCAGCAUGUCAUCCCCGAGACCAGCAAGGCAUAGAGUUUUCCUUGACCCGGGUUACUACAGCGGUUAUUUAGGAAAACUGGAGACAAAAAGCCAGAAAUUCAAGAAGUACUGGACUGUGCUGAGAGGGAACGAGCUGUUCUUCCAGAUGACCAGCCGCGAUCCAGCGUACAUUGAGAAAAUCAGUCUUGAGAACUUUGUGUCUGUGGAAAACGAUAAGAGCCACAGUAAUACCGAACAAAAUUCCUUUAUACUGAAGCUGAAAACUGGAGAAACAAAGUUUGAGGCAAAUAGUUCAGAGGCUCGAGAGCAAUGGAAAAACUACAUUUACACAGUUGCAAAGUUGGAAAUUCCAAACCUGGAUUUCCUCCCUGGACAGCUUUGCAGCCUUCAGGAGGUACUUGAAGAGGAGAUGAAGCGACUGCUAAAGCCAACGUCUUCUCCACCACCGCCACCAGCACGCUCACGGCCAACAACUCCAGAGCUGGAACAGUCUGCCUAUGAUGAUGUAGAAAAUCAACUUCUCAGCUGCUUCUAUAAUGUCUCACGAGUUGAGGCUGUGGCCCUGUUGGAGAAAAAUAUCGAAUUUGGAAACCUAUUAAUGAGGCCCAACACUGAUAACAAGAACUUAGCGGUUACAACACGACAAGAGUUCAAAAACCAGUCAGUCGUAAAGCACUACCGGAUAAAUUGUGUGGACGAUGGCUACGUCAUUGAAAUUGACGAUGGUAUCUUGUGCAACAGUAAGCAAGAUGUCAUCAACUUUUUUAUUCAACACACCAAAGGAGUGCUGAAGCCUUUAGAAAUACCAAAAGAUUAUGAAAUGAAUCUGAGUUAUGUGCAAGAAGAUGCUGAAAGUGGGGAACUGAUUCAUAGCAAGUUGCAUCCGCUGAAGCUGUCACCACCCAAGACAUCAACGGAACCAGUUAAGCAAGUGAAACAGAGCCCAAAGAUUCUGAAAAUUAUAGAACCAGAAGCAGGGCAUCUUGAUGAUGGAAUACCCAAAGAAUCACCACCAGCACAAUCCAAAAUUCAACAACUAGCAACCCCCUCUCAGCCUACCACUCUCCCAGCACUAACACAGGCUGUUAAUGCGGAGCUGAAUUUAAAGUUGAUGCGGAGAAGGGCGGCAAUGUGGGACUGAGAGACUUCCUGCUGAGGUCCAUGUUUAUUUGUCAAUCUGUGGAACAUCCAGUGAAAACUGGGAUUGGAGUGAUACUUGUGACGUGGCCACGCAUGUUGCAUUUGACUUUCAAAAACUGUCCUUCUCAUUCAACAACACUAAGCCUCUUCACAAAAGCUAUAUUUUUAAUCUUAAUCCUGAUGAUGUGCAUGGUUUGAUUGUUGUUUUCUUUGUACUUCAAGUUGAAAGAUGGUUAUGAAUACUAAUUUAGAUGAGAACCAUUUCAUAUUAAAGCAAAAAUUGUGAAGUGUGGAGAAAUUACUCUAGGGGGUGCUCAGUGAAACCAAGAAUUUCUAAGACUUGCCAAAUGGAGAAUGGGAUUUGUGAUCCCAUGAGUUGUCAACUCCAACAUUGAAAUCCCAGCUUUAGUCCAAUAUCUAAAACAUCCAAAUUGUAUUAGUUGGUGGUUGGGACUGCGCUGAUACAAAAUAUUGGAAACCAUCAAGGAAAUUGGUAAAAAUCUACAAACUUUUCUAUUAAUCAAUUAAUGGUCUAUAAUAACCUGACAGAAUUUUUUGUUUGAAAAGUGCCAAUCAAUUUAAUGUACUUUAAUGUACCAUAGUGUUACAAGUGAUGUUGACUAACCUUUUGUAUUUUGAAUGAAGGAAAAAAAAUAUGCUACAAAGUUUGGGUUUUUAAAAAUGAAAAGCAAUUUCCAAUGGAAUUGAAUAUUGGGACCAUAGUUAGAAUUGGGGAUAAAGACAUGGGCAUUUGACUACUUUUCUUGAAAUACCAGGACUCUAUGAGCUAUCCAACCUGGACUGUAAAAAGCAGGAGAGAAAAAUCUUAAAUUAAGAAAUCAAGUUUAUUUUCUUCACAAAAAUAUUACUGCACACAUGACCAGAUCUCUAAAUUAUUCUUUACUGCCAAAUAGUUUAGGAUAGAUCUAUUCCUUCAGGAAUGGGAUUGAAUUGACUUUAAAAUAGAUUAAUAAUCCUUGCAUGGAGCACAUCUAUGCAAGAAAUGUGUGGGUCCCGGAAUGUGGAGGGGGGAAACCUAGCUUUGGCACAAAAAAUGUCAAGAUUGGUAUUCUUAAAUCUUGCUCAAUAGGUUUUCUGCAUGGCUAAGGAGAGUGUGAGAGGGUGGCCGAGGUUAGUGCAACAGGAAGGAAAUUUGAAGAACAUUCCCUUAAGAAAGUAAAGUGAAUUAAUACAUGAGAAUCAAAUACUCCUUGUAAGCUGCUUUCAGUAUUUUUCAUAGAAAAAAUGGUUUUUGAAUUCCUUUUGUAUAAUGUAUUGACAACUCAAAAUACAAGUUGUAUAAAGGAGAGGGUAGUCAAACCAAGUAUAAAGGACAAAAGAUCACAUUUUAAAAUGGAUGAGUCUUAAAAGAUUGAGCUUCACCACUAGAGUGCAGACUCCUCUUUUUAAAUAGUACUUUGUUUGAUUCAGUCAUCUGAACUUAUUUCAGGUAACUUGUGCUUUAUAAGAAAGCUGUGCAGAGUAACCAGCAAUGCUGUGCAAUAGAUCUGAAGACACUUAGUAAAGAUUAUGCUCUUGUAUAACUUUGAUGUUAGAAUAUUAGUGAUUUAUUCACCUAUUAAUAUACUUUGAAAUAAUCUGUUUGUAACUGUAUUAUUUCUAUCAAUAGUCUCCACAUGGUCAGAGUUUAAUCAAAGGGAGAAAAGUUCCCUUGUAUUCCUGUCAAAUACAGGGAGAUUGAGCCAUAGGACUAAUCAAUACUGGCCAAAAGAUAGAACUUCAGGCUGCUGUGGCAUGAUUCUAUUUCAGAUGUCCUUUUAAAAAUGAUAUAGAGAGCAUCUGUAUAAAGUAAUGCUAUUAAAGCAAAUUACAGUAUUGAAUAUGUAUUGGUUAUACCAAUUAAUGUAAUUAUUUAAUUGCAAGCAUAUUAUGUUUUGUAAGAAAAUAAAGUCUU
Molecule: messenger RNA, 3133 nt
Organism: Mobula hypostoma (lesser devil ray)
Lineage: Eukaryota; Metazoa; Chordata; Chondrichthyes; Myliobatiformes; Myliobatidae
Product: signal-transducing adaptor protein 1-like
Exons: 13
Coding region: 83-1219 (378 amino acids)
Molecular function (GO): signaling adaptor activity
Source: RefSeq, a predicted model, not a curated record